AUGUGCCGCUCCUGCCCAGGAAAGCUGAGCUGCACCGAAGCGUCCAGCGGUGGCUCCAAGAAGCUGCACGCAGCCCCGAGCAAAACUGUCCACUGCACUAACGGCCGCAAGGGGCCACUCGCCUUCUGUCCUUUGAUUGCCACGGUUCAACAACUUUCUAGCUUCAAGGUUCUGGAAAUGUCUCCUGCCUUCGAGACACGGGCCGGCCGCAAGGAAGCGUACAUGAAAGGUAAACGCAGUCGCUUGGAAUCUAUGGAUGGCUUCGGUUUGGAGCAUCAUGGACCCGUUGCGAUGCUGCGCUCCGGUCGGAAGAGUCCUCAGCUGGCAAUACUGCUGCCAAUGCGAGGAUGUAGCUCCAAAGCCACAGCUACAGCUCUGCAGGGCGCUUUGAGACAAACUUGGAUUUUGGUGCACGGCAGCCCGAGGGCAGCAGUUGCAAUGCUUGUAAGUGCAGUGCUGUAA
Messenger RNA from Symbiodinium sp. CCMP2592, 462 nucleotides. The record is from the annotation of a GenBank genome assembly. NCBI's taxonomy places the organism in Eukaryota, Dinophyceae, Suessiales, Symbiodiniaceae.